Messenger RNA from Oppia nitens, 1624 nucleotides. Its product is annotated as serine protease HTRA1-like. Gene Ontology annotation, molecular function: protein binding. The record is from RefSeq and is a predicted model, not a curated record. The transcript has 5 exons. Bases 5 to 1624 code for a protein of 539 amino acids. Lineage: Eukaryota; Metazoa; Arthropoda; Arachnida; Sarcoptiformes; Oppiidae.
AAAAAUGCAACGAAUCAUCUCAUCAUAUAUUUUCAAUAAACAGACUUCACUGUUAUUGUUGUCAACGAUUGCUGUUAAUCAUCAUUGGUAUCGCCAACACCAACACCAACAACAACAGUGUCAGAUGAGACAGACAUUAUCACAAUUAGCGAUUGAGACGUGUCUUAGAUUUAGAUGUCCAUCAGCGGCGGCGAUGAUGACUAUAAGAUUUGCUCAAUUGUUGACCAAUGAUGACGAUGACAAUCAAUGGAUAAACAAUGUUUACGAUAAAUGUAUUGAUAGUAUGGUAAAAGUUAUGAGACUCGAUAAAACUAAAGAUGGCUGUGCAUAUAUGGGCACCGGUUGGAUAGUUGAUGCAACUAAUGGUCUAAUUGUUACCAAUUAUCAUAACGUUCGUGACUAUCAUUAUGUUAUCCUAAGGCUGGCCUAUAGUUUUACAGUACGAGACUUCUUGACUGACCUACACUAUAAGGAUCCAGUUAUAAGAGAUAAUAGUUUAAUAGAAUACUGGUGGGCACAGGUAGUCUAUGUUGAACCCCAUCUGGAUCUGGCACUAGUGUCAUUGCCUGCGAUUAGCUCCAGACGCUUGACUCAGCUUAAGAUUGCCAACAAAGACAUCACAUUUGGCGAUCAAGUUAUGGCCAUUGGAUUUCCCGAUUUGGACAAAUCAGUGAUAACCGGUAUAAUAAAAUACGAACACUAUUUUGAUAGUAUGACACAGGGAUGGUUUUACUAUCAGGACCUCCUGUGGCCCACAAACCAGUUAUAUAUGUUUGCAUCGACUACUGCUUCAAAAGGCUGUUCCGGCGGAGCAGUGGUCAACACGGAUGGUCAAGUGGUGGGAGUAUUAUUUAGUACUAGUUUUAGACUAUUGACUAUUACUAGAAGACAGGAUCUGUUAGAUUUUAUGGACAGGGCUAAUGGCAAAGGACAAGAAAUUAGACAAAAAUUAGUUAAUGAAAGAAAACAGUUGUAUUCCUCAGGCAAACCAUUUAUCGGUGUUGUCGUCAAAUACUUCACUAAUAGCCAAACUUAUUGUAUCGAUAAAUAUAUUCCGUACGCCAUGAAUGUCAGAGAAAACUUUGAAAUUGGAGAUCAAAUUAUAGCAAUCGAUAAAAAAUCAGUUAAUAAUUUUGAUGACUUAAUGACAGCUAUUAAUCGGUUAUCUAUUGGACAGUCAACUGAAUUAGUGGUUAAAAAACUUAAUACACAACAAGUGAUUACUAUUAACAUUAAUCCACAAAAUAUUCAAAACUCUUUCUUAUCGGUUAUACUAUGCGUUUGUUGUGGUUGUUGUGGUGUCUGUCUAUGGCUAAUAUGUCGCGGUUUAACUAAACGUAGACGAGAUUCAAGUGGUAGUCAUUAUCAAUCACAACCACAACCUGUCAUUGUAUUUACCGGACAACAGACAGUGCCGAUACAACAACAGCAACAACAGCCACACCAACUACCAGUUCAAUCAACUGGUGGUCAGUUACCGGUGUCGCCGAGUGGCCAGACAGUAGUCUAUGUACCACAAAUACAACAACAAUCACCUGUCAAUGCAGGACAACAACAGCAGUCAUCACCAGUAGUUGUGAGACAAUCGGUUGACGGAAAACCAAUUGAUAAACAAAAGUCAUAA